AUAAUUAGAGGUCAUCGGAUCUUAGAUACAUCGCCAAUGUUGUGAAGUCACAUGGUCGACAAUGCGAUUUUCAUUCGAUUUCGGGUAGUAAUAUUAUAAAGUGGUGCCGCCGUUUUAUGAACAUAAACAAUUUUUUGUAUGAAUCGACACAUUUUUAGGAGCGACAUUGCUUAUUUUUAUACCGGUGUAAAUUAUUUUUUGUGGUAAAGUUAAAAUUCAUAGGCGAUCGUACGUUUUUUGUGGAUUUACUAACACAAUGGAUAAUAAAAAUGUGCUUGUAUUUAUGACAAUAUUGAUGGUCGUUCAAUGCACGAACACGACUCUAGGAAAUGGUGCCGAAGAUUUAACAACUGAUACCGUUUUAGUAGAAUUGAAGAAAAAAAUUGAAUUUACGUCUGUUGGUGAUCACAUAGAAAAUAAGUCGGAGGAUAAUAAUGUAACGGAAGUUGUCAGUCAGAGGUCAGCACGACAACUAUACAGCCCAUUCGGUUACCCGUCUUUUGUACAACGCAGAGCGUAUAAAGUUCCGGCCAAGAUGAAAAAGAGACCCGUAGGAGGUGGACGUAUGAAACCACGCAGGCCGGGUGGUAGACCUAGGCGCAGACCAUUUGCGGGAAAUCAACAAUCAAUGGGACGGUUUAGGCGAUUGCCUCCACAAUUUGUCCGACCACAACAAAACAAUUAUAUAGACCCCAACGACUACGAAGACGGAUUCGAGACGGCUGUUGCCCCUUCGUAUGAUUAUGGCGGCGAUAAGGAUUUAGUUGAGGAAAUUCCAACUUCACUGCUAUAUGCCACAGGUUCGCGGUUGCCGGCUACCGUAGCAUCAUCUACCAUCUUGCGCAAGCGACCCACUUACGAAGAACAGGCGUCCAUACCAGCGGCCGCAGUUAUUCACGUACCAGUGCGCGUGAAUAGGCCAGUGGCAACUCCUGCCCCAACAACACCGGCCGUCGACUCGAUGGAAAAAUUACGACAGCUCGUGCAUCAGGCUAUGGAUGAACAUUUCGCCAGUCGCCACCAAGAGUUGUACUCCGAUGGAUUUGAUAAACAAGUAUUCAGCGCCAAGUACAAGCGACCGUCUUUGGACAAGGAAAAACGCACGUCCGCAGGAGAUAUAAUAUUGGGCACACAAUCUUCACAAGUUCAGACGUCGACACAAAAGAGUCACGCUGAUGUCGACGCAGAUGGAUCUGACGACAGGCUCACGUUAGCUGAGAUAUCAGCUUAUAUGGGCGCAAAACCAGCAGAGACAGUUCUUAGUUCGGGUGGACAUCGUUACGUACUGUCCGAUGCCCUCCAAGGUUACCAUCAGCAUAAAACUGAUCAGCAGUACUUGCGUUAUGUGACACCACUCGAAGCUCUUUUAGAAGUACCCGUUGGUCGAUGGGCUUACCAAUAAGCUCAACGAUAGAUAUUAAUUUAUGUAAACGUCUUGCAAUACAAUUAAACAUAACAAUUGUACUCGAAUCGCUAAAAUAAUAACAACACACUACUGUUUCUAUAAAAACUGAUGUACAUACUAAUAUGGUAUAUAUUAUAGCAUAUAACUAUAAAUAGUAUGCAACAAUAUUAUUUCGUUCCAAGUACUUGAGUUUUUGUAAUGCACAAGUUAUCACAAGUCUCGUAUGUUUAUAAAUCAUAAAAAAUAUUUAAGAUUUUGAUCAUACAUACAAAUAGUAUAACACUAACUCACUUACCCUUUUUUUACCUCUGCGACUCAAUUUGUUUAAUUAUAUGCUUUAAUUAUCUGACUAGACGCAUUAAAAGUAUAUGCAUAGCUAAUACUCGUAUAAGAGUAGUAUAAAUAUUUAAAAUAUGUUGUUUUAAUACUAAGAUCAAAACAGAAAAAUUAUUUAUUGUGUAUAAAGGACGUUGAUAAUAAUCUGUUGCAACUGCUACUGAUGAAGUAUUAUUUUCUUUUAAAACUUUCUUUUUGUAAAUAUUUCUAUUUUAGUACAAAUAAUAUUAUCUUUUGUUUUAUAAACUAUUCGUGUUUUUUAUUUGUUAAAAUAUUCUAUUCUGUGUCACUAUGUAAAAAAAUAAGUAUUUUCAUCAUAAAUAGCAUCCGACAUAGAAAGUUCCCUUUAUUAUUCGGAAUUUUAAUCAAAGCAAUAAUAUAAAAAUCAAACCGUAGUAAGAUUUUCAAUGAUAUUCAAAGUACGUUCGUGGUAAAAAUUUGAAAUGUUUUUAUUUUAUAAAUUAUUUAAUUAUCAUAAUAUUUAUACGCUAUAUUUGUAAUUGAUUAUUUGUUUUAAUAUAAAUUAUUGUUAUGCAUAUUUUAUUAAUUA
Messenger RNA from Daktulosphaira vitifoliae (grape phylloxera), 2291 nucleotides. RefSeq lists its product as uncharacterized. The record is from RefSeq and is a predicted model, not a curated record. The transcript is spliced from 3 exons. NCBI's taxonomy places the organism in Eukaryota, Metazoa, Arthropoda, Insecta, Hemiptera, Phylloxeridae. Bases 257 to 1402 code for a protein of 381 amino acids.